AGUGUCCAGCAGAGGGCCCUGGCCAGACUAUGGCCAACAGGAUGGGAGGAAGGGCCAGCUAUUCCAGACGCCUGACUGGAGGCGGACCCAGCUGCCAGCUGCCUCUCUUAAUUCUACUCAGCCCUUAGGUCCUUUGCCCUCACCUCUCUGAGGCAGCUGCGCCCUGCUCUCCCGGCCAUGAGGUGUCUGUGGCCCCUGGCUAUCUCUCUUGCUGUAGUGUUGGCUGUGGGGCUGAGUGAGGUCCCUGGGACUGCCACCUUGUCUUUGGGUGGACACAGAGCCAAGGUCCAGGAGCAGCGGAGUCGACCCCGAAGAGACACCAAGGACGAGGGGCCCAAGGAGGUACAACACUAUGUACCUGAGGAGUGGGCUGAGUACCCCAGGCCCAUCCAUCCUUCUGGCCUGCAGCCCACCACACCUUUGGUGGCAGCUAGCCCUAACCCAGACAAGGAUGGAGCCACCCGAGGUAGUGGACAAGAGCUGAGGGCCAACCUGACUGGGACACCAAGUCAAAGGCUGCAGAUUCAGAACCCCCUGUAUCCGGUAACUGAGAGCUCCUACAGUGCCUACGCGAUCAUGCUCCUGGCGCUGGUGGUGUUUGCUGUGGGCAUCGUAGGCAAUCUGUCCGUCAUGUGCAUUGUGUGGCACAGCUACUACUUGAAGAGUGCCUGGAACUCUAUCCUUGCCAGCCUGGCUCUCUGGGAUUUCCUGGUCCUCUUCUUCUGCCUCCCAAUUGUCAUCUUCAACGAGAUCACCAAGCAGAGGCUCCUCGGGGAUGUUUCUUGCCGGGCUGUGCCCUUCAUGGAGGUCUCCUCCCUGGGAGUCACAACCUUUAGUCUCUGUGCCCUGGGUAUAGACCGCUUCCAUGUGGCCACCAGCACCCUUCCAAAGGUGAGGCCCAUUGAGCGGUGCCAAUCAAUCCUGGCUAAACUGGCUGUCAUCUGGGUGGGCUCCAUGAUGCUGGCUGUGCCGGAACUCCUGCUGUGGCAGCUGUCACAGGAGCCUGCUUCCACCAUGGGAACUGUAGAUUCAUGUAUCAUGAAGCCUUCAUCCAACCUGCCUGAAUCCCUCUACUCACUGGUGAUGACGUACCAGAAUGCUCGCAUGUGGUGGUAUUUCGGUUGCUACUUCUGUCUGCCCAUUCUCUUCACUGUCACCUGUCAGCUGGUGACAUGGCGGGUGCGGGGCCCACCAGGCAGGAAGCCUGAGUGUAGGGCAGGCAAGCAUGAGCAGUGUGAGAGCCAGCUCAACAGCACUGUGGUGGGCCUGACUGUGGUCUACGCUUUCUGUACGCUCCCUGAGAACAUCUGCAAUAUUGUGGUGGCCUACCUCUCCACUGAGCUCACUCGACAGACCCUGGACAUCCUGGGCCUCAUCAACCAGUUCUCCACCUUCUUCAAGGGAGCCAUUACCCCCGUGCUCCUCCUGUGCAUCUGCAGGCCACUGGGCCAGGCCUUUCUGGAUUGCUGCUGCUGCUGCUGCUGUGAGGAGUGUGGUGGGGCCUCAGACUCCUCGGCCACAGUCAGCGUGGACAGCAAGCUUAAGACCGAAGUGUCCUCCUCCAUCUACUUCCACAAGCCCAGGGAGUCACCCCCGCUCCUGCCCCUGGGCACACCUUGCUGAGUCUAUGGGGGCACGGGAGUGGGUGCCGAGCAGUCUGCUGAUUCUUUCCCACAGGUCUCACUUCGACCUCUCAUCUUGCUGUUUAGAGAUGGAGAGAUGGACUUGGCUCAUUUUGUCAGAGUUUGAGCCUUUCAAAGCCCCAAGUGCCAACAACGCCAUUCUUUUGCUCUGAGGGACCUGCCAGCCUGGUCCUUCCCAUUUGCAGGUGGAGAUCUGUGUAGGUCAUCAGAGUUGGAAUCUUAAUCUGGGCUUCCCAGAGCCAAGGCUCGGCCCCUGGUCUUGGAAUGUGACUAUAGGUUGGCUAAGCCCCUCUAAGCAUCAAUUCUCUAAUCACACUUGGACCCCCAUUCUGGACCAGGGACUUCUGCGGGGGGGGGGGGCAACCUAACCAGGGUCAAUACUCCAUUCCCUAAGAUGGGUCUGUCUUAGCCCUGGAUGUCCCUUCCCUUUUCCCAGAGGGUUCUGCCUUCUGUCUUCCACUCUCUGAGGUACCUGAGUUGCAUUGCCCAACCCCUGCCUCCUGUUAGGUGCUCUCCUGUAGAAGGCCAUUCUGGAAAAACAAUAAAGUAGGUACCACAA
Meriones unguiculatus (Mongolian gerbil) is the source of this 2202-nucleotide messenger RNA. It is a transcript of the gene Gpr37l1, whose product is annotated as G protein-coupled receptor 37 like 1. Gene Ontology annotation, biological process: adenylate cyclase-inhibiting G protein-coupled receptor signaling pathway; positive regulation of MAPK cascade. The transcript has 3 exons. The record is from RefSeq and is a predicted model, not a curated record. Gene Ontology annotation, molecular function: G protein-coupled peptide receptor activity. NCBI's taxonomy places the organism in Eukaryota, Metazoa, Chordata, Mammalia, Rodentia, Muridae. Gene Ontology annotation, cellular component: signaling receptor complex; plasma membrane. The coding region runs from base 178 to 1623 and encodes 481 amino acids.